GCCUCCCUCCCCCAUAUCUUCGUUUCCUCCGUGGCUGCGCCGCGCUCGUCUCCGAUUCUUCAUCCUUUGGCAUUCCUCCAUCCUUCCUUCCAAGAUUUCAUAACCUCUCUAGGCUACCGGGGCAAUCGGACUCAAUCUUUUGAACCUCUAGGGUUUUGCGACUCUAAAUUGCUCCUGGCCUCGGAAGUGGGGUUCUUGAAAUACGCGCAAUUUUGUGGGAGUUUAGUGGUUGGGAUGGAUAUAUUUGAAGCUUCAAUCGUACAUCACAUUGCGCUGGUGCUGUUAUUGCUUUGGAUCUUGUCGUCGUUGGGUUGGGCCAAGCCGAUUGUCUUCUUUGCAGCUUUGUUUUAUCUUUACAAGGUUUAUGAACGCUAUCUACUUAGACUGCGGAAGAGACUAGAGUUUGAGGGAAGAAAAUUUGCCGACCAACAAAGGCUGCUUUCUGAUUCAGAAUCAGUACGAUGGCUAAAUCAUGUGGUUGAAAAGAUUUGGCCUAUAUGCAUGGAACAAAUUGCAUCACAGCAGUUUCUGUUGCCCAUCAUACCAUGGUUCUUGGACAAAUACAAGCCUUGGACUGUUGGGAAAGCAGUUGUUCAGCACCUUUACUUGGGUAGGACCCCGCCAGUGUUUACAAGAAUGCGGGUUCUUCAUGAAUCAACUGAUGAUGACCAUUUGGUUCUAGAGCUGGGUAUGAAUUUUCUGUCAGCAGAUGAUAUGAGUGCAAUACUUGCAGUUCAAUUAAGGAAAAGAUUAGGGUUUGGAAUGUGGGUGAAGAUGCAUGUGUCAAGAAUGCAUGUUGAAGGAAAGGUUCUGGUGGGAAUGAAGUUCCUUCAGCAGUGGCCAUUUCUUGGGCGUGUGAGGGUAUGCUUUGUUGAGCCACCAUACUUUCAGAUGACAGUAAAACCAAUCUUUAAUCAUGGGAUCGAUGUUACUGAACUUCCAGGAAUUGCCGGAUGGCUUGAUAAGAUUUUGGCAGAUGCAUUUGAACAGACAUUGGUUGAGCCUAAUAUGCUGGUUGUUGAUGUGGAAAAAUUUGCUUCGGUGCCAAGAGAGAUUUGGUUUAGUGUUGAGGAGAAACAUCCAAUUGCAUUUGCUAAAGUGGAGAUUAUAGAGGCAACUGAAGUUAAACCGUCAGAUUCAAAUGGGCUUGCUGAUCCUUAUGUGAAAGGUCAGCUUGGCCCUUACAGAUUCCGGACAGAGAUUCAAAAGAAGACUCUAGCUCCAAAAUGGCUCGAAGAGUUUAAGAUCCCCAUCAGUUCAUGGGCAACACCUAACAUCCUAGUUCUUGAAAUUCUAGACAAGGAUCGUGUCUUUGAUGACAUGCUUGGGGAUUGUUCGAUAGACAUUGCUGAUCUCAGGGGUGGGCAAAGGCAUGACAAGUGGUUGACCCUAUGGAACAUCAAUACCGGAAGGUUGCACUUGGCAAUUACUGUGCUUGAUAUUGAUUCUAAAAAGAAAUUCUCACAGGGGAAGGAGCAGUCCAGUGAUGAAAGCUUAUCAACAGAAACUGAUACUCCAAAAUCUAACUCGAUGGCUCGGAACAGUGGUACAUUUUCCAAGGAUGACUUUGAACCCAUUAACAUUGAAGGGCAACGGGAGACAGGAAUUUGGAUACAUCAUCUUGGGAGUUGUGAAGCUUCUACACAGGAGCCAAGAAAAGCUUAUACUCAGGUCUCAGAAACCCAGCUCCCUGGAGAGGAUGAUGCUGGCAGAGACAGCCCAAGAUCAUUAGCUUCUGAGUGCAGUGAUAACAACAACGUCCGAAAAUCAUAUAGAAAUGAUAUGCACGGUUUUCGCACAAUUCGGAGAGGCCUGCACAAGUUUGGGAACAAAUUCCAGAGAAGCUCAAAGAAUGAGAUUCCUAGGCAGAAUAGACGGGAGCCUGUUCCCACUCCACAUCCCAGACCUAAAGCAGUUGGUGAGAAGGGUAUGGCUGUCCAGCUCAUGGCGGAAGAUAGCUGCAUUGAAAACUCUAUCAACUUAAAGGCAAACCAGAAGAGCUGCAACCUUGAGAAGGGUGAGGGAGGAAAAUCAAACAAUGGCCACGAGAGAGGCAUGGGAAAACCAUAACAUACAGGGAGGUCAUUCUACUCACUACCUAGUAAGUCAUAAACAGGACAGGUCAUCUGCAGUGGCUCAAAGGUGGUUCUCACGCAACAACUGGUUGUUUUUAAGAACAACCAGCUAGUAAAUGAAUGGUCUAUGGCAACCCAUCUGCCUUCGACCAGGAAAAAACUAUUGCUAAAGAUGAGAACAGUGCCAGGGAAUGUUCUGUUGGACGACACCUCUGGUUCUGUGAAAAUUUUCCUUGACCCCAACUGAGUAUUUUGUUAAAAAUGGCAAUUGUGAAGUACACGUCAUAAACCCUCUUACAGUGAUCAAUAUUUGUUUUUAUUGUAAAUAGUAUGUUGAAAUAUAAGUCUAUUUUUAUGA
This is a messenger RNA of Elaeis guineensis (African oil palm), 2433 nucleotides long. RefSeq names its product C2 domain-containing protein At1g53590. Gene Ontology annotation, molecular function: lipid binding. NCBI's taxonomy places the organism in Eukaryota, Viridiplantae, Streptophyta, Magnoliopsida, Arecales, Arecaceae. The record is from RefSeq and is a predicted model, not a curated record.